GUGGUGCUGCUGGUGCUGGUGGCGGCGGCGGCACCUCUUCGUCUUCCGCGGCCCAGCGCUCGCACCGCUGCCUCUGUUUCUCGGCCGUAGCCGCGCCGCCGGGCGCCGCCGCGCAGCGCCCACUCCGCACGCAGGGCGGCUGGGAGUCGCUGCCUCUCGGAGGGAGGUGAUAAUAGAAUUCAUAGAAGUGAAGAAUUGUUAAAGACAGUAACAAAAAGGAAAGAAAAAUGCCGAAACCAAUCAAUGUAAGAGUAACGACGAUGGAUGCUGAGCUGGAAUUUGCCAUCCAGCCAAAUACAACUGGCAAACAACUUUUUGAUCAGGUGGUGAAGACAGUUGGUUUGCGUGAAGUCUGGUUUUUUGGGCUGCAGUAUGUAGACAGCAAAGGUUAUUCUACAUGGCUUAAACUAAAUAAAAAGGUCACCCAGCAAGAUGUUAAAAAAGAAAAUCCAUUACAGUUCAAAUUUAGAGCUAAAUUCUUCCCUGAAGAUGUUUCUGAGGAAUUAAUUCAAGAAAUAACCCAGAGACUUUUCUUCUUGCAAGUUAAAGAAGCCAUCUUAAACGAUGAGAUCUAUUGUCCACCAGAAACUGCAGUUCUUCUGGCUUCCUAUGCUGUUCAGGCCAAGUAUGGAGAUUAUAAUAAAGAGAUUCAUAAACCGGGCUACCUGGCUAAUGACAGACUCCUGCCUCAACGGGUUUUGGAACAACACAAACUGACAAAAGAACAGUGGGAGGAAAGAAUACAGAACUGGCAUGAAGAACAUCGAGGAAUGCUAAGGGAAGAUUCUAUGAUGGAAUACCUGAAGAUUGCACAAGAUCUGGAAAUGUAUGGAGUAAAUUAUUUUGAAAUAAAAAAUAAAAAGGGAACCGAACUCUGGCUAGGUGUUGAUGCUCUGGGUCUGAAUAUUUAUGAGCAUGAUGACAAGUUAACACCUAAAAUUGGUUUUCCCUGGAGUGAAAUCAGAAAUAUUUCAUUUAAUGACAAAAAAUUUGUUAUAAAGCCAAUUGACAAAAAGGCACCUGAUUUUGUUUUUUAUGCACCUCGUUUGAGAAUCAAUAAGCGGAUUUUGGCCUUAUGUAUGGGAAACCAUGAGCUGUAUAUGCGCAGACGGAAGCCCGACACGAUUGAAGUGCAGCAGAUGAAGGCUCAGGCCAGAGAGGAGAAACACCAGAAGCAGCUGGAAAGGGCACAGUUAGAGAAUGAAAAGAAGAAAAGAGAAAUAGCAGAAAAAGAAAAAGAAAGAAUAGAACGUGAGAAAGAGGAACUAAUGGAACGUCUGAGGCAAAUUGAAGAACAAACACUGAAAGCCCAAAAAGAACUAGAAGAACAGACUCGAAAAGCUCUAGAACUGGACCAGGAACGAAAGCGAGCAAAAGAAGAAGCAGAACGCCUUGACAAGGAGCGUCGAGCUGCUGAAGAGGCCAAGUCAGCCAUAGCAAAACAAGCUGCUGACCAGAUGAAGAAUCAGGAACAGCUAGCAGCAGAACUUGCUGAAUUCACUGCCAAGAUUGCACUUCUAGAAGAAGCCAAGAAGAAAAAAGAAGAGGAAGCAACUGAGUGGCAGCACAAAGCUUUUGCAGCCCAGGAAGACUUGGAAAAAACCAAAGAAGAGUUAAAAACUGUGAUGUCAGCGCCCCCUCCACCUCCACCACCACCGGUCAUUGCUCCAACGGAAAAUGAACAUGAUGAACACGAUGAGAACAAUGCUGAGGCUAGUGCUGAAUUAUCCAACGAAGGGGUAAUGAACCACAGAAGCGAGGAAGAACGUGUAACGGAAACACAGAAAAAUGAGCGUGUUAAAAAGCAGCUCCAGGCAUUAAGUUCAGAAUUAGCCCAAGCCAGAGAUGAAACUAAGAAAACACAAAAUGAUGUUCUUCAUGCCGAGAACGUUAAAGCAGGCCGUGACAAGUACAAGACUCUGCGACAGAUUCGACAAGGCAAUACAAAGCAGCGUAUUGAUGAGUUUGAAGCAAUGUGAGAGCUGUUCGUUUGCAUACAUGUUCCUCAUAAGCUGAACCACCAUCAGAGAAAAGCAGGCCUUUGCAGAUGUGAUGGAAUGCAUCCCACCUUGCCAAAGCACUUAAUACCAGUUUGACUGUGGUGGCUAACAAAUUUAUGGCGAGCUCUUCAGCAUUAAGGCAGUGUGAUGUCAUGGUUGGUUUUCUUUCAGGGCAGGGAGUGGAGAACAGUGAUUUGUUGCCUCCUUUCAUAUUUUCCAUUUUCCAUUUUUUUCCUGUUAAAUUAACACUAAUUAUCACGUCUGAAUGUGCGUGUGGUUUGAACAUUUUGUACAUUUUAAAGCAUAAUGGUGUUUACGUAAAGCACUGUUUUCUCUCGCCCCUUCUGUAUUUUUAACCUGCACGCAUUUCCACAUUCUCAUUUUUCAGUGUGCCCUUCUCAUAUUCUGCCACAUCCACAGCUAGAAUUCUGCCAUGAUACAGAUCGUUGGCAGUGUUUAAAAUGAUGGUAGUA
Ochotona princeps (American pika) is the source of this 2473-nucleotide messenger RNA. RefSeq names its product radixin (gene RDX). Gene Ontology annotation, cellular component: filopodium; plasma membrane; microvillus. Gene Ontology annotation, molecular function: actin binding; cell adhesion molecule binding. Gene Ontology annotation, biological process: regulation of cell shape; regulation of organelle assembly; positive regulation of early endosome to late endosome transport. The coding region runs from base 228 to 1979 and encodes 583 amino acids. NCBI's taxonomy places the organism in Eukaryota, Metazoa, Chordata, Mammalia, Lagomorpha, Ochotonidae. The record is from RefSeq and is a predicted model, not a curated record. The transcript is spliced from 14 exons.